AAUACCUAGUUAGUACUGAUUGAGUAUUAUUUAGGAAACUAUCUCUUGAUUUACAGAGAAAGUGUAACUAUGGGGAAGUACGUGAGAAGGGGUAGGGUGGCGUGUGUGAUAGUGUUACUGAUGUCGACUCAAGUUUUGGGAAUAUUAUCUGGUACAGAUGGUCAUGACAGUGGCAAAAACCGACGUCAAAAACAUGGAGGACACGGUGAUGGUGCUGGUGCUGGUGCCGGUGGAGGUGGUAUAGCCUAUACCGUGCCAAAGUCAAUGACGGCUGGAGGCGGAGUCGAUGGUGGUGCUAGCGGUGGCAUUGGAGUUGGAUGUGGAAUUGGCGGAGGGGGAGGUAUAGGCGGUGGUGGUGGUGACGGAGGUGCAGGUGGUGGAAGUGGAAUUGGCGGAGGAGGAGGAAUAGGCGGUGGUGGUGGUGACGGAGGUGCAGGUGGAGGAAGUGGAGCCGGAGGAGGAGCUGGUGGUGGUAUUGGAGGUGGUAGGGAGGGAGCAGCUGGUGGUGGAGGAGGUAAUGGAGGAAAUAGCGGUGGAGGAGGUAGUGGCGGUGGAGGUGGCCGCGGUGGUCGAGGUGGCGGUAAUGGUGGAGAAGGAGGUGCAGGUGGUGAUGGCGGAAUUGGAGGAGGCGGACGUUGUAAUAUUGGUCGAGGAGGACGCGGUAGUGGACGUUCGGGUAGAAGUGGAGGGGGCAGUGUUGGUGGAGGUAGACGUAGUGGUGGACAAGGUAGUGGUGGAGGAGGUAUAGGAGGCAGUGGUGGUAGUGUACGAGGUGUAGUUGGCGGAGGUGACAAUGGUACUAUUGGAGGUGGUGCUGGAGGAGGUGUUCGAGGAGGUGCACGUGGUAAUGUUGGUGGAGGGGGUCGUGGUAACCGACUUGGCAGUGGUGUUAGAGGCGGAGGAGGACUUGGAGGCGGUGUAGGAGGCGGGGCAAAUGUUGGUGGAGGAGUUGGUGGUGCAGGUGAAGGAGUUGGUAGUGACCGACGACACUAAUUGGAAAUGGCGGUGACCGUAGCAGCACUCACUGUAUAAAAACCGACAACAUAAAACAUAGUUUGCAUG
Arabidopsis arenosa is the source of this 1062-nucleotide messenger RNA. The record is from the annotation of a GenBank genome assembly. Lineage: Eukaryota; Viridiplantae; Streptophyta; Magnoliopsida; Brassicales; Brassicaceae.